Messenger RNA from Daldinia decipiens, 2074 nucleotides. RefSeq names its product FMN-linked oxidoreductase. The record is from RefSeq and is a predicted model, not a curated record. Bases 548 to 1834 code for a protein of 428 amino acids. NCBI's taxonomy places the organism in Eukaryota, Fungi, Ascomycota, Sordariomycetes, Xylariales, Hypoxylaceae. Gene Ontology annotation, biological process: tRNA dihydrouridine synthesis. Gene Ontology annotation, molecular function: flavin adenine dinucleotide binding; tRNA dihydrouridine synthase activity. The transcript has 3 exons. Gene Ontology annotation, cellular component: cytoplasm.
AUCAUUGACAUCUCCCUCGUAAGGCUACCACAAAGGAGUAAUCGAUACGGACAUUUGGCAAGCUACACAGGUGACACAACAUAACUUACACAUAGACCCAUUCGUAUUACAACUAGUUGCUCCGAUCAAUGUAGUAGGUCUGGGCACCUAGUAUAAGUGUACUUCAAAAUAACGGUUUUAGAAAAGUGCUAAAACACCGGUUUCAGCUUACACGAAAACGCUAAGUGAAAAAAGGAUUAAAAUACAUGUCGUCUCAUAUCAGAUUCUCAUAAUAGGGUAAAACAGAUCUGGUAAAAACGAAGAACUCUACUAGCAAGAUGCAGUAUUGGUAUUGGAUGUUUAAGGACGAAACCUUAAUAAGGUUAAAUUCUUUAUACAUUAUCAGAUAAUCGGUACCUCGAAUGCCGAUUAGAUUCCAGAUGCUGGAUUAGAUAAGAAUAGAUACCUAGAUUCCUAAAACUAUCGCAUUGCAUUCUAACCUUUAACCUUCUCCUACCUCGUUUGUUUGUGGUGAUCUAAUCACUUCCUAUUCGUUCGACCGCUUGACAUGUCAUGGUUCCGUAAUGCAAUCCGCAGCAUGGCGUCCGAAAUGAAGAAGGUUCCCAUACCUCGCAACGGCGUCGACUACCGGGGCAAAAUCGUUCUUGCGCCGAUGGUUCGUUCGGGAGAGCUGCCCUCCCGACUCACGGCUCUACACUACGGCGCUGAUUUAGUAUGGGGCCCCGAGACGGUGGAUAGAUCCCUAAUCGGAACGACGAGGCGCUUCAACCCUGAGACUAAGACCAUCGAAUGGACGAGGAAGCCGUCGCAUGGCACCAAAACCCCACCAACCGACAUAAAAGAUAGCCUAAUCUUCCGAAUCCAUCCAGAGAAGGAAGGCAAUAAACUAAUCUUCCAAAUCGGCACCUCGAACGCAGACCUAGCCGUCCAGGCAGCACGGCUCGUCGCCGCCGACGUCGCGGGUAUCGACGUGAACGCCGGGUGCCCGAAGCCCUUCAGCACGCACGACGGCAUGGGCGCCGCUCUGCUGCGCACCCCCGACAAGUUAGUCGGCAUUUUAGAAGCGCUAGUCCAAAACAUCACGCCCGAGUUCGAGAUCGGGAUCAGUGUAAAAAUCCGGAUCCUGGAGACGGCAGCGGAGACGGAAGUGCUGGUUAGAAGACUCGUCGGGACGGGGAUAACAGGGCUAACAGUACACUGUCGAACGACUCCCAUGCGACCCAGGGAGCGCGCCAUCCGCGGCCAGCUACGCAUGGUCGCCGACGUAUGCCACGAAGCCGGCGUUGCAUGCCUAAUGAACGGGGACGUAGAAACCCGAGACCAAGCGCUCUCUCUAAUUCAAGAAUACGGCGUCGACGGGGCCAUGAUCGCGACACAAGCCGAGAAGAACCCCAGCUGCUUCCGAAGCGCAGCUGACGGGGGCAUAUUACCAUGGAACGAUGUCGUGGAGCAGUACAUCCGAUACGCGCUCGAGGUGGAGAACAAAUUCGGCAACACCAAAUUCCUACUCUGCCAGCUCGUCCCGGGAAAGCAGCCCGCGUACCGCAAUAUUAGCACCUGCAAGAGCUAUACCAAAGUGUGCGAGAUGCUUGGCUACGAGCACCUGAUGGAGCGGGCCCGCGAGGUCGAUAUCAACCUGGACAUUGAUCUGGACAACGCGGGAAAGAAAGACAAGAAGACCAACAACAGUGCGUUCGCCGCUGGAGGUAACAUGGCUGAGUCGCGAGCGAAGCCCCAAACUAAGAAGGGUUUGGCAGAACGGGGCGUAAACGCGCAGACAGAAGCGCGGUCGGCUGGGGCGACGCCGUUUGAAAAUAUAGCAGUGCCUGUUUAAGGUAGAUUGCGAAUUACAUCGUAGGAGUUGAUGGAAAUAGCAUUUAAAGGCGUUAAAAUAAGCAUAUACCUCCUUUUAGCUCUAGGGGUGAGGAGGUAGAGAGCAUUUGUGUACGUAAACAUCUACAGUUUCACGGUUUAGGUUAGGCUUGCGGGGGGGGGGGGGGGAUACAGGCUUAAUGAUACUUGGGAUGGCUAGGAAUAGGAACGCGCAUAGCAAGUUUAAGAGUCGUGAUGACGA